Molecule: messenger RNA, 2055 nt
Organism: Aspergillus ibericus CBS 121593
Lineage: Eukaryota; Fungi; Ascomycota; Eurotiomycetes; Eurotiales; Aspergillaceae
Exons: 1
Coding region: 1-2055 (684 amino acids)
Source: RefSeq, a predicted model, not a curated record
AUGUCACCGCACAAUGGGGCUCCUUCCUCCCUGGCGUCUAUAGAAACAGCGCCUCCAACCCACGGAACGCUGCGUACCACCACUUCAGGUUCGCACCCACCAACUUCCUCGUCCAGCGCCAGCAUUGGCCCCUCAGCAGUACAUCCCCCGUCCAUAUCAACCCGGCCGCCGACUGUCCUCUCCAAGAGAGUCGAGAUUCCACGACUCUCAGCGGCUACGGCCGAGUUACUGGCGCGAGUCACCGGGAAUCUCAAAGGAGCGCAGAGAAAUGAUGAUAAUAAGUUCGUUACAUGGACUCCACCUCCUGUUACUCGGACACUCGAAAACCAGAAUAGCCGACAGAAGGGCAAGAUGAGGGCGUCUUCUACAAUCAUCGAACUGCCUACGGCCCCGUUCGUGUACUCGAACAAUGUGGCGCCACCUGCGGUUCCCCAGGCCUCCACAGCUCAGGGAAACACGGUCAAGCCGGUGGCUUUACACAACAUCGCUCCUAAGCCAACAAGCACAUCAUCGGCCGCAGAAGCAUCAGAGAAGAUGGAGUCUCCAACUCCUACCGAUAUUGCUCGACAGCCAGCAAGGACAUCGCCUGCUGCUGCAUCAGUGCCACAAUUGUCUGCAACGGGGUCAUCAGAACCCACUCCUCUAAUCAAUGUCACUCCUAAACCAACAGUAAUGCCAUCAGCCAGUGCAGCGCCAGAGCAUUCCGGGGCUCUAGCUCCAGCCAACAUCCCUGCAAAGUCAAUAGGGACGCCAUCCAUCAUAGCAUCAGCACCACAGCUGGUACCGGUGCCAACAAAGUCCACUGCACCGGCUAAUAUCGCUCCAACCCCCGCAGUGCCAUCAUCGGUUGGUGCGAAGCCGGCAUCACCAGAGUUGCCGAUACCAGGACAGCCACAGUCCGCCUCAGCGGCUAAAACUACAUCCCCAGCAAUUCCGGCUGCCAAGCCCAAGAAACCCGCAGCAACCAGCUCACGCCAACGGAAAAGCGCAACGAAUGGCAACAAGCGCGGCAAAAAGCGCAGACGGAAUAAUGAUAGCGACGGGGAAGAUGUCAUCAGGGCCGGAGACUCCAGUACUGACGAAUCCGACGUUGCGCCGACGGCGACGCAAACCAAAUCCGGCCGUCUGAUCAACCGGCCUUCGUUAUAUGUGCCUCCACCAUCUGCCCCUGUUGUAGCCAAGGAUAAUGUCUCACUGGAGGCGUCGGGUAAUGCUCGUGGACAGACCGUCGCUCGAAAACGCAAGCGUAUCCACCGCCGAGGGAAAGAUGCAAUCAUCACUUGUCUACACUGUCAGAGGGGCCAUAGCCCAUCGAGCAACUCGAUUGUGCUCUGCGACGAGUGUAAUGCGGCCUGGCAUCAGUUGUGCCAUGAUCCUCCCAUCAACGCCGAGGUCAUCACCGUGAAGGAGAAGGAAUGGUUCUGUCAGGAAUGCCGGCCCGUUCAAAUUUCCAUCGUCCAGCCGACCGUCGUUCGGAGCAAUCCUAGCCUUACGACUGGGUUGCGAGGUCCUUCGUAUCCUCCGUUGGUAGUGCCCAAGGCCGAGGUUGGCGCCGGGGAAUAUUCAACCGACGAGCGCCGAGGCUUCCUGUCGGGGCUGUCGCACGCAGCUCUCGUUGAGCUUCUUAUGACGAUAUCAGACAAUAACCCGAUCUUACCGAUGUUUCCUGAGAAUAUGCGGGAACAGCAGUCCUCGAAGUUCGCGUUCCGUCUGCCUAUCUCCGACGUCCCCACUCCGUCGACAUCUGUGUCGGGCAAUGACACUGGGGACUCUACGGCUGCUUCCACCGAAGCGAACCAGAAUGGGGACUCUGCGAUAGACGUCACAUCUUCCUCUACUCGGAGACAUGAGGUCUCGGACGAUGAUUCGGAAUAUGAGUUCCAGGAGCACCGGCUGUAUCCACGGGCUGGAAACGGAUUCCGGCUCUCGCUCAAUGUGGAUGAUAUGGAUAUCAUGAGAGAGGACACAGCCUGUCCGACAUUCAGUUAUUCGCUGCAUGGGACUGCGCGCGUGCGAGCUCAGACGAAUGAAAAGGCUCCUGUCUGGGGCUCGUGA